CUAUAUCUUUCUCCCCACUCACUCACUCUAUUCUAAGCCUCUGUCUCUCUUCCUCUUCCUCUUCAUCUUAUGUUGUUGUUCUUUCCCUUGUCAUCUUCACCCACCAUUUCUUAAUCUCUUCUUCAAUGGCUUCCACUCACAACCACAACAACAACAACAACGGCUGCACCACCCACAUCCCCAAAAAGCCAAAGCUCUCACCUCUAUCCUCCUCCCCCUUCAUCACCCCUUCUGAGAUUCAAUCCGAAUUCUCCCACCACGAUCCCUCCGUUGCUCGAAUCAACAACGGCAGCUUCGGCUGCUGCCCCGCCUCCGUCACCGCCGCCCAACACGACUGGCAGCUCAAGUACCUCCGCCAGCCUGACAACUUCUACUUCAACCACCUCAAACAAGGCAUCCUCCGCUCCCGCACCAUCAUCAAAGACCUCGUCAACGCCGACCACCUCGACGAGAUCUCCAUCGUCGAUAACGCCACCACCGCCGCCGCCAUCGUCCUCCAGAACACUGCCUGGGCCUUCCGCGAGGGCACCUUCCAGCCUGGCGAUGUCGUUCUCAUGCUCCACUACGCCUAUGGUGCUGUCAAGAAAUCCAUGGAGGCCUACGUCACGCGCGCCGGCGGCACCGUCAUCGAGGUCCCUCUUCCGUUCCCGGUGAAAUCCUCCGAUGACAUCGUCCGCGAGUUCCGCAGCGCGCUGGAGAGAGGGAAGAGCGGCGGCAAGAAGGUCAGGCUCGCCGUCAUCGAUCACGUGACAUCUAUGCCCUGUGUCGUGAUUCCGGUCAAGGAAUUGGUCAAGAUUUGCAGGGAAGAAGGGGUUGACCGGGUUUUUGUUGAUGCUGCACAUUCCAUUGGGUGCACCGAUGUUGAUAUGAAAGAGAUUGGUGCUGAUUUCUACACCAGCAAUUUGCACAAGUGGUUCUUUUGUCCACCUUCAAUUGCCUUUUUGUACAGUCGCAAGCACCCUAAAGGUGGUUCAGGUUCUGAAUUACACCACCCUGUGGUGUCUCAUGAGUAUGGUAAUGGGUUAGCUGUGGAAAGUGCUUGGAUUGGGACCAGAGACUACAGUGCCCAAUUGGUGGUUCCUGCAGUUAUAGACUUUGUGAACAGGUUUGAAGGAGGAAUUGAAGGGAUCAAGAAGAGGAACCAUGAAACUGUUGUGGAGAUGGGAGAUAUGCUGGUUAAGGCUUGGGGGACUCAUGUGGGGUGUCCUCCUCACAUGUGUGCAAGCAUGGUCAUGGUGGGUUUGCCAACUUGUUUGGGGGUUCAAAGUGAUUCUGAUGCUCUCAAGUUGAGGACACAUUUGAGGGAGGCUUUUGGGGUUGAAGUUCCCAUUUAUUACCGGCCACCAAGAGAUGGAGAAGUUGAGCCUGUAACUGGGUAUGCAAGGAUUUCUCAUCAAGUCUACAACAAAGUUGAUGACUAUUACAAGUUUAGGGAUGCAGUUAUCCAGCUUGUGGAUAAGGGUUUUACUUGUGCUCUUCUUUCGGAUUGAAGAGUUGAGAGGUGUCAAUGUUGUCUUUCUGAUCAAUAAAAGCAAUGGUUUUGUGAUUGCUUGCAAGCUGGGCUAGUUGCGAUGGUUUCGGUACCAAGGACUGGUAGUUUUGCAGAUUAACCCCAGCAAUUGCUCAUACUAGCCUUGCUGAGUAGAAUUCCCUGGGGGCAACUUCAAUGCUGAGAUCUAUGGAAUUAUCCUUGUAAAUAUAAUCAUAACUCUGACAGUUUAAUGAUCUUAACCUUUACUGUGCCAAUUGAAGUUAGCCUUCUUUAGGUUUAUGCCAAAUUUUCCCAUAAACUUGACGUUUGUUAUUUCUGUUUGUAUUAGAUUUUGGUAAAAUUUUUGUAAGAAAUGAUUUAGUAAGAACUGGUGUUUAAAAAGUUAUUUGUUUUGGGGAUGGUGGUAAAAAAAAAGAGCUUAGAAGAAUAACAUAACUUCUUAGUGCA
Lotus japonicus is the source of this 1939-nucleotide messenger RNA. RefSeq names its product probable L-cysteine desulfhydrase, chloroplastic. The coding region runs from base 126 to 1490 and encodes 454 amino acids. The transcript has 2 exons. NCBI's taxonomy places the organism in Eukaryota, Viridiplantae, Streptophyta, Magnoliopsida, Fabales, Fabaceae. The record is from RefSeq and is a predicted model, not a curated record.